UGACGUUGACCGACUGUCACGACCUCCAUCGUUUCCAUCAGCCAGCACACAAUGUCGUCAUCAGCACAAGACCCACUGCAAACACCGCGCAGGAAAGAGGGCGAAGCGCAGGUGCUGGCCCCAGCAGGAGGAUCGGGAGCGGGCCCCAAGAGCUCCUACUACCAAGGUCCGCCAGCACAGAACAGUGCGUUCGGAACAGCACCGAUCGGUGUCAUUGGGAGGGAUAAGCCAAGGGAGAUCAUCAGGGUAGAGCGAGACUAUACCGGAGGCGAGCUGUGCCAGUUCCACCCUACCUUUCCACUCGAGCUCGAAGGACGGGUCGAGCCGACUGUGUUCUCCGAGACGAUGAACGACAUCAACGAGCUGCUCAUCAAGGCACACGACCCAUCAUGGGCCUGUUUCGAUAACUCGCUGGCCGUGCUGACCCUAUAUACUUCUCCCUUUCUCCUCAAUUCAAAGUACGAACGGGAGAUGAAGAGACUCGACAAGAUCAUCAGCCAAGCCAACGAAAAGAGCUUCAAUCCGGCCGGCCUCAACAUUCGCAGUCCAGCCGAGAGUGCCUUUCUUUUUUUGGAGGUCGAGUACUUCUAGCUUUGGGCUUCUCGCCUCUCCUUUCUCACGACAGAUACCCUUUCUGGUCCUUCUUCUGAGCUCCUUCAUUACUCGUCUCUUGUACCAUCAGCAUCCUUGGUUGAACAUGAUCUCCACCCACGUGUCUCUCUCUCCCAAAUGUCGCGCUCGGUC
Messenger RNA from Acaromyces ingoldii, 744 nucleotides. RefSeq lists its product as hypothetical. NCBI's taxonomy places the organism in Eukaryota, Fungi, Basidiomycota, Exobasidiomycetes, Exobasidiales, Cryptobasidiaceae. The record is from RefSeq and is a predicted model, not a curated record. Bases 52 to 591 code for a protein of 179 amino acids. The transcript is spliced from 5 exons. Gene Ontology annotation, cellular component: extrinsic component of endoplasmic reticulum membrane; endoplasmic reticulum palmitoyltransferase complex. Gene Ontology annotation, biological process: protein targeting to membrane; peptidyl-L-cysteine S-palmitoylation.